Molecule: messenger RNA, 852 nt
Organism: Penicillium macrosclerotiorum
Lineage: Eukaryota; Fungi; Ascomycota; Eurotiomycetes; Eurotiales; Aspergillaceae
Product: O-methyltransferase
Exons: 3
Coding region: 1-852 (283 amino acids)
Molecular function (GO): O-methyltransferase activity
Source: RefSeq, a predicted model, not a curated record
AUGUCUGCAAGACGGCCCUCCCCGCCCCCGCAUCCCCGGCCCGGCGACCGUGUGGAUGAACAUAGCAAAGAGCUACAGCUUCUUCACUUUGUCUACGGGCAACCAAACUUGGAUGACAUUCGAGGACAUCCGCAGAAGGUGCUUGAUCUCAUCGACGAAUUCGAAAGCAGUGGUCACCGCAUGAUGACAGUGGGAUUAGAAAAGGGGAAGAUCGUGACGGACGUGAUCGACGAAGUCAAGCCCAAGACUAUGAUCGAGCUGGGUUGCUACGUGGGCUACUCUGCCAUCCUCUUUGGCGAUGCCGUCCGUCGCAACGGUGGCGAGCGCUACCUGAGUCUCGAAUUGAAUCCCGAAUGGGCCGCUGUGGCCAACAUGCUCAUUGAGCUGGCGGGCUUGCGUGACUUUGUGCGCAUCAUUGUCGGCCGCAGCGACUUGUCCCUCGACAAGCUGUUCAAGAGCGGCGACGUCAAGAAGAUCGAGCUUCUCUUUAUCGACCACUAUAAGCCCGCCUACUUAACGGACGUGAAACUGUGCGAGCACCAUGGAAUGAUUGCACCUGGCUCCGUGUUGGCUGCCGACAAUGUACUUUACCCUGGUAACCCGCCAUACUUGGAAUAUGUUCGCAGCACGGUUGAGCAGAAACGCGAGCUGGCAAAGAAGGGCCCGGCCAAGGGAUACAACUUUGAAGGCAUACGGGAUCGCGCUGUGAAGUCCUUCAUGCCCGAGGGCGAUGCGCCGUUCUUCGAGACAGUGGGGAACCCCAAUCUCGUAUACGAGAGUACAUUGCAACAACCUGAGGGACACCGAGAUGCCAUUGAGGUGACGCGAUGCGUGGGAGUGCAGGAAGCAUAG